Messenger RNA from Sorex fumeus (smoky shrew), 10204 nucleotides. Its product is annotated as E3 SUMO-protein ligase RanBP2-like. Lineage: Eukaryota; Metazoa; Chordata; Mammalia; Eulipotyphla; Soricidae. The coding region runs from base 55 to 9351 and encodes 3098 amino acids. Gene Ontology annotation, biological process: NLS-bearing protein import into nucleus; protein peptidyl-prolyl isomerization; protein folding. The transcript has 30 exons. Gene Ontology annotation, cellular component: cytoplasm; nuclear pore. The record is from RefSeq and is a predicted model, not a curated record. Gene Ontology annotation, molecular function: GTPase activator activity; protein binding; peptidyl-prolyl cis-trans isomerase activity.
GCUGCGUGCCUCCCUCUUGGCCUCCCGUGGCCCGGGCGCCCGGCCGGCGGCGCGAUGCGGCGCAGCAAGGCCGACGUGGAGCGCUACAUCGCCUCGGUGCAGGGCUCGGCCCCGUCGCCCCGCGAGAAGUCAAUGAAAGGAUUCUAUUUUGCAAAAUUGUACUAUGAAGCUAAAGAAUAUGAUCUUGCUAAAAAGUACAUAUCUACAUAUAUUAAUGUGCAAGAAAGGGAUCCCAAAGCCCACAGAUUUCUCGGUCUUCUUUAUGAAGCAGAGGAAAACAUAGAAAAAGCUGUCGAAUGUUAUAAGCGUUCAGUGGAAUUAAAUCCAACUCAGAAAGAUCUUGUGCUGAAGAUUGCAGAAUUGCUUUGUAAAAAUGAUGUUGCCGAUGGCAGAGCAAAAUACUGGGUUGAAAGAGCAGCUAAACUUUUCCCUGGAAGUACUGCAGUUUAUAAACUGAAGGAACAGCUUUUAGAUUGUAAAGGUGAAGAUGGAUGGAAUAAACUUUUUGACUUGAUUCAAUCAGAACUUUAUGCAAGACCUGAUGAUGUCCAUGUCAACAUUCGUCUAGUAGAGCUGUAUCGCUCAAAUAGGAGACUGAAGGACGCUGUGGCUCACUGCCAUGAGGCAGAGAGAAGCACAGCUUUGCGUUCAAGUUUAGAGUGGAAUUCAUGCGUUGUGAAGACUCUCAAAGAAUAUCUAGACUCUUCACAGUAUUUGGAAUCUGAUAAAAGUAACUGGCGAGCAACCAAUAAAGACUUACUUCUAGCCUAUGCUAACCUUAUGUUUCUUACGCUCUCUACUAGAGAUGUGCAAGAAAGUAGAGAAUUAUUGGAAAGUUUUGACAGUGCUCUUCAUUCUGUGAAAUCUUGUGUGUGUGGAAAUGAUGAACUCUCAGCUACUUUCUUAGAAAUAAAAGGACAUUUCUACAUGCAUGCUGGUUCUCUGCUUUUGAAGAUGGGUCAGCAUAGUGAUGUGCAGUGGCGAGCUCUCUCUGAGCUGGCUGCAUUGUGCUAUCUCUUAGCAUUUCAGGUUCCAAGACCAAAGGUUAAGUUAAUGAAAGGAGAAACUGGACAAAAUUUGCUGGAAAUAAUGGCCUUUGAUCGUCUGAGCCAAUCAGGGCACAUGCUGCUAAACUUAAGUCAUGAUAAGCAAGAUUUUUUAAAGGAAGUUAUGGAGUCCUUUGCCAAUAAAAGUGGUCAGUCAGCUUUAUAUGAUGCUUUAUUUUCUAGUCAGCCAUCUAAGGAUAGAUCUUUCCUUGGUAGUGAUGAUUUUGGAAACAUUGAUGGACAAGCACCAGAACUUGAUGAUUUGGCUAGAUACGAUCUUGGUGCCAUUCGAGCACAUAAUGGUAGUCUUCAGUAUCUUACUUGGCUUGGCAUGCAGUGGAAUUCAUUGCCUUCUUUACCUGCAAUUCGAAAAUGGUUAAAACAGCUUUUUCAUCAUCUGCCUCAGGAAACCUCAAGACUUGAAACAAAUUCACCUGAAUCAUUAUGUAUUUUAGAUCUUGAAGUGUUUCUUCUUGGAGUAAUAUAUACUAGCCACUUACAAUUGAAGGAGAAAUCUAAUUCUCAUUGUAGCUUCUAUCAUCCAUUGUGCUUGCCACUUCCUGUAUGUAAACAGCUUUGUACAGAAAGACAAAAGUCUUGGUGGGAUGCAGUUUGUAAUCUAAUCCACAGAAAAGCAGUACCUGGAACUUCAGCGAAAUUGCGGCUUCUUGUUCAGCAUGAUAUAAAUACUCUCAGGGCCCAGGAAAAGCAUGGCCUUCAACCUGCUCUUCUUAUACACUGGGCAGAAUACCUUCAGAAAACAGGCAGUGGUCUUAAUUCUUUUUAUGACCAGCGGGAAUACAUAGGCAGGAGUGUUCAUUAUUGGAAAAAGGUUCUGCAGUUGUUGAAGACAAUAAAAAAGAAGAACAGUAUUCCUGAACCUAUUGACCCUCUGUUUAAACAUUUUCAUAGUGCAGACAUUCAGGCAUCUGAAAUUGGAGAAUAUGAAGAAGAAGCACAUAUAACAUUUGCUAUUUUGGAUGCAGUUAAUGGAAAUAUAGAAGAUGCUAUGACUGCUUUUGAAUCUAUAAAAAAUGUUGUCUCUUAUUGGAAUCUUGCACUGAUUUUUCACAGAAAAGCAGAAGACAUUGAAAAUGAUGCCCUCUCUCCUGAAGAGCAAGAAGAAUGCAAAAAUUAUCUGCGGAAGGCCAGGGACUACCUAAUAAAGAUACUAGAUAACAGUGACUCAGAUUUUUCAGUGGCCAAGAAAUUGCCUGUUCCCCUGGAGUCUGUAAAGGAAAUGCUUAAUUCGGUCAUGCAGGAACUGGAAGACUAUAGUGAAGGAGGACCUCUAUAUAAAAAUGGUUCUUUGCGAAAUGCAGAUUCAGAAAUAAAACAUUCUACUCCAUCUCCCACCAAAUAUUCUCUGUCACCAAGCAAAAGUUACAAGUAUUCUCCCAAAACUCCACCUCGAUGGGCUGAAGAUCAAAAUUCUUUACUUAAAAUGAUCUGCCAACAAGUAGAGGCCAUUAAGAAAGAAAUGCAGGAGUUGAAACUAAAUAGCAGUAACUCAGGGUCCCCCCAUCGUUGGUCUACAGAAAAUUAUGGACCAGAUUCAGUGCCUGAUGGUUAUCAGGGAUCACAGAAUUUUCAUGGGGCUCCACUAACAGUUGCAACUACGGGCCCUUCAGUAUAUUAUAGUCAAUCACCAGCAUAUAAUUCCCAGUAUCUUCUCAGACCAGCAGCUAAUGUUACUCCCACAAAGGGUCCUCCAGUUUAUGGCAUGAAUAGGCUUCCACCUCAGCAGCAUAUUUAUGCAUAUUCACAACAGAUGAACACACCGCCAGUACAAAGUUCAUCUGCUUGUAUGUUCUCUCAAGAGAUGUAUGGGCCUCCACUGCGUUUUGAGUCUCCUGCAACUGGAAUUCUAUCACCCAGGGGUGAUGAUUACUUUAAUUACAAUGUUCAGCAGCCAAGCACAAAUCCCCCUUUGCCAGAGCCAGGUUAUUUCACAAAACCUCCACUUGCAUCUCAUGCUUCACGAUCUACAGAAUCUAAGGUUAUGGAAUUUGGAAAGACUAAUUUUGUUCAGCCUGUGCCAGGUGAUGGAAUAAGACCGUCUUUGACAGCACCUGCCCAUGCAACACAGUCAAUUCCUUUUAAAUUUAACUCAAAUUUUAAAUCAAAUGAUGGUGACUUCACAUUUUCCUCACCACACGUUGUGACUCAGCCUUCUUCUACAGGUUACAAUAAUAGCGAAAGCCUAUUAGGUCUCCUAACUUCAGAUAAACCAUUGCAAGGAGAUGGCUUCAGUAGCUCUAAGGCUGGACACACCACUGGGCCUCGAAAUACUUUCAACUUUGGAAGCAAAAGUGUGGCUGAAAUUUCGUUUUCUGAAAACAUGGGUUCAAAUCAGCAGAAGAACUCUGGUUUUAGUCAAAGUAAUGAUGAUAUGUUUACUUUCCGGGACCCAGGGAAGUCAGUAUUCGGAACACCUUCAGAACUGGCUAACAAGAGUCAUGAAACAGAUGGAGGAAGUGCCCACGGUGAUGAUGAUGAUGAUGAUGGCCCUCACUUUGAGCCUGUGGUACCGCUUCCUGAUAAGAUUGAAGUAAAAACUGGUGAGGAAGAUGAAGAAGAAUUCUUCUGCAAUCGUGCAAAAUUAUUUCGUUUUGAUGUAGAAUCUAAAGAAUGGAAGGAACGUGGUAUUGGCAAUGUAAAGAUACUGAGGCAUAAAACAUCUGGUAAAAUUCGCCUUCUAAUGAGACGGGAACAAGUAUUGAAGAUUUGUGCGAAUCAUUACAUCAGUCCAGAUAUGAGACUUACUCCAAAUGCUGGAUCAGACAGAUCUUUUGUAUGGCAUGCUCUUGAUUAUGCUGAUGAGUUGCCCAAACCAGAGCAACUUGCUAUAAGAUUCAAAACUCCCGAGGAAGCAACACUUUUUAAGUGCAAGUUUGAAGAGGCUCAGUGCAUUUUAAAAGCCCCAGGAGCAAAUGUAUCCACAACGAAAAAUCAGGCUAUAAGAAUUGUAAAAGAAGUUAAAAGUCAUGAUAGUAAGGAUGUCUGCAGAUCUGAUUCAGGAAGCAUGAAUUUUGAUUUUCAGUUUACAAAGAAAGAAGGGCCUUGGUGGCAUUGUAACAGCUGCUCAUUAAAGAAUGCUGCGACUGCUAAGAAAUGUGUAUCAUGCCAAAAUGUAAACCCAAGCAAUAAAGAACUCCUUGGCUCAUCAUUAGUUGAAAAUGUUUCCACUGUUAAAAUGGGUCCAGAAAGUACUCCAGAGAGAUUUGCUUUGAUGUCUCCAAAGAAAGAAGGUCACUGGGAUUGUGAGAAUACCAAAUCUAACAAAAGUGGAUCUUCACUUGUUCAGCAAGCUUCCUUUAAAUUUGGCCAGGGAGAUCUUCCUAAGUCUAUUAAUAGUGAUUUCAAAUCUGCUUUUUCUAUAAAGGAAGGACAGUGGGAUUGCAGUGAAUGCUUGGUACGAAAUGAAGGAACCUCUACAAAAUGUGUUGCCUGUCAGAAUGAAAGAAAACAGAGUUCACGUACUGCUACUAUUUCAGCACCGACUUUUAAGUUUGGUACUUCAGAAGUCAGUAAAACUCACAAAACUGGAUUUGAAGACAUGUUUGCUAAGAAGGAAGGACAAUGGGAUUGCAGUGAAUGCUUUGUACGAAAUGAAUCAACUGCUACAAAAUGUGUUGCUUGUCAGACUCCAGGUCAAUCCAGUGCAUCUACUUCUACUGUCCCAGCACCUGCUUUAUUUAAAUUUAGUACUUCAGAGACAAGUAAGCCCACAAAGAGUGGAUUUGAAGGACUCUUCAGUAAGAAGGAAGGACAGUGGGAUUGCAGUGUCUGCUUGUUACGAAAUGAAGCAAAUACUUCCAGAUGUGUUGCUUGUGAGAAUCCAAGUAAGCAGAGUCAACCAACUUCUACUGAUGUAACACCUGCCUCUUCAGAUGUAGUCAAGACUUCUAAGAAUGGAUUUGAAGGGAUAUUCACCAAGAAGGAAGGGCAGUGGAACUGUAAUGUUUGCUUAGUACAGAAUGAGAGUUCUUCCUUAAAAUGUGUUGCUUGUGAUGCUUCUAAGACAACUCAAAAACCAGCUGCAGAAACUCCUUCAGCUUUCACAUUGGGCUCAAAAAUGAAGUUAAAUGAUUCUUCCGGAAGUCAGUCAGGAACAGGAUUUAAAACUAACUUUUCUGAAAAAUCUUUUAAAUUUGGUAACACAGGACAAGGAUUUAAAUUUGGGCUAGCGGAUCAAGAAAAUACACCUUCUUUUACGUUUCAGGGUUCUACAGAUUCUAAAUCAGCAAAAGAAGGGUUUAGCUUCUCUAUCCCGGUGUCUGCUGAUGGACUUAAAUUUGGCAUUCAGGAACUGGGAAAUCAAGAGAAGAAGAGUGAAAAACCCCUUGAGCCUGUUUUUCAGGCUCAGGAUGUUAGUGGUCAGAAAAACUGCAGUGGUGUAUUUUUUAAUCAGUCUGGUAGCUCUUUCACCUUUGCAGACCUUGCAAAAUCAACUUCAGGUGAAGGAUUUCAGUUUGGCAAAAAAGACCCUAACUUCAAGGGAUUUUCUGGGGCUGGAGAAAAACUAUUCUCCUCACAAAGCGGUAAAAUGAUGGAUAAAUCUGAUAAUUCUGCUGAUCUUGAGAAAGAUGAUGAUACCUAUAAGACUGAAGAUACUGAUGAUAUUCAUUUUGAACCAGUGGUUCAAAUGCCUGAAAAAGUAGAACUUGUUACAGGAGAAGAAGACGAAAAAGUUCUUUAUUCACAGCGGGUGAAAUUAUUUAGGUUUGAUGCUGAGAUAAGCCAGUGGAAAGAACGAGGCUUAGGGAACUUAAAAAUUCUCAAAAAUGAAGUGAAUGGCAAACUAAGAAUGUUGAUGCGAAGAGAACAAGUACUGAAAGUCUGUGCUAAUCAUUGGAUAACAACUACGAUGAACCUGAAGCCUCUCUCUGGAUCAGAUAGAGCAUGGAUGUGGUUAGCCAGUGAUUUUUCUGAUGGUGAUGCCAAAUUAGAGCAACUGGCAGCCAAAUUUAAAACACCAGAGCUAGCUGAAGAAUUUAAGCAGAAAUUUGAGGAAUGCCAGCGACUUCUAUUAGAUAUACCGCUUCAAACUCCUCAUAAACUUGUGGAUACUGGCAGAGCUGCUAAGUUAAUACAGAGAGCUGAAGAAAUGAAGAGUGGUCUGAAGGACUUCAAAACAUUUUUGACAAAUGAUCAAACAAAAGUCACUGAUGAAGAGAAUAAGAGUACAGGUAUAGGUGCUGCUAGUGCUUUAGAUACACCCACCAAAUCAAAUCCUGAAAACACAGGACCUACGUUAGAGUGGGAUAACUAUGAUUUAAGAGAAGAUGCAUUAGAUGACAGUGUAAGUAGUAGCUCAGUACACGCUUCUCCGUUGGCAAGUAGCCCUGUGAGAAAAAAUCUAUUCCGCUUUGGUGAGUCCACAACAGGAUUUAACUUCAGUUUCAAGUCUGCUCUGAGUCCAUCUAAGUCUCCUGCCAAGUUAAAUCAGAGUGGAACUUCGGUUGGUACUGAUGAAGAAUCAGAUGUUACUCAAGAAGAAGAGAGAGAUGGACAGUAUUUUGAGCCUGUUGUGCCAUUACCUGAUCUAGUUGAAGUGUCCAGUGGUGAGGAAAAUGAACAAGUUGUUUUCAGUCACAGAGCAAAACUCUAUAGAUAUGAUAAAGAUGUUGGUCAGUGGAAAGAAAGGGGCAUUGGAGAUAUUAAAAUUUUACAGAAUUAUGAUAAUAAGCAAGUUCGCAUAGUGAUGAGAAGGGACCAAGUACUAAAACUUUGUGCCAAUCAUAGAAUAACUCCAGACAUGACUUUGCAAAAUAUGAAAGGGACAGAAAGAGUGUGGGUAUGGACUGCUUGUGAUUUUGCAGAUGGAGAAAGAAAAAUAGAACAUUUAGCUGUUCGUUUUAAACUGCAGGAUGUUGCAGACUCAUUUAAGAAGAUAUUUGAUGAAGCAAAACUAGCCCAAGAAAAAGCUUCUUUGAUCACACCUCAUGUAUCUCGUUUGGUUACUCCCAGAGAGUCACCAUGUGGCAAAAUUGCUGUUGCUGUAUUAGAAGAAACCACAAGAGAGAGGACAGAUUUGAUUCAGAGUGAUGAGACAGCAGAUGUAACCCCUGACGUUGAAGUCUCUAGCACAUCUGAAACAAAAGCAGUGGUUUCGCCUCCAAAGUUUGUAUUUGGUUCAGAAUCUGUUAAGAGCAUUUUUAGUAGUGAAAAAUCAAAACCAUUUGCAUUUGGCAACAGUUCAGCUACUGGAUCUUUGUUUGGAUUUAGUUUUAAUGCACCUUUGAAAAGUGACAGUAUUGAAGCGUGUUCAGUCCAGAGUGGACCUGAAAGAAACUUGGUACUGAAUGAUCGUGAGAAGUCAGAAAACUCAGAUGGUCGAGUAUCUUCAGAGGUCAAAGGAAAGAAUUUCUUUGCUUUUCCAAAGGAAGAGACCUUAACAAACUAUCCAUGUAAUGUACAAGAAAAAGGAUUUAAUUUUAUCCUUUUUAAAUCUAACCCAAUGGCUUUUUGGACCAGAACCCCUUCCUCACAACCUGAGAAUAAAGCAAAAGAGAAGGAAAAUCCUGAAGAUGAUGAUGAUGUUCUCAUUGUAUACGAAUUAACCCCGACCCCUGAGCAGAAAAUUCUUGCCAACAAACUUAAACUUCCUCCAACUUUUUUCUGCUAUAAGAAUAGACCAGAUUAUGUUAGUGAAGAGGAGGAGGAUGAUGAAGAUUUUGAAACAGCUGUCAAGAAACUCAAUGGAAAAUUAUAUCUAGAUGACUCAGAAAAAAAUAGACCCUUAGAAGAAAAUCUUGCAGAUAGUGAAAAAGAAUGUGUCAUUGUAUGGGAAAAGAAACCAACAAUUGAAGAGAAGGCAAAAGCAGAUACGUUAAAGCUUCCACCUACAUUUUUUUGUGGAGUCUGCAGUGAUACUGAUGAGGACAAUGGAAAUGGGGAAGACUUUCAGUCAGAGCUUGAAAAAGUUCAAGAAGCUCAAAAGUCCCAGAAUGACGAAAAAACUAGCUUGGUUGACAAUGUGCUCACUGGUGAAACUAAAAUGGCUGUACCAGUUUUAUGUAAAUCUGAAGAACCUGGUUUAACUACCGAUCCUAUCAGCUCAUCUCUUAUUUCUUCUGGAACUGUAGACAAACCUGUAGAUUUGUCUACUAGAAAGGAAAAUGAUACAGAUUCUACAAGCCAAGGGGAAAACAAAGCAGUUUCAUUUGGAUUUGGAAGUAGCACAGGGCUGUCAUUUGCAGACCUGGCUUCCAGUAAUUCUGGGGAUUUUGCUUUUGGUUCUAAAGAUAAAAAUUUCCAGUGGGCCAAUACUGGAGCAACUGUAUUUGGAAUACAGGCAACCAGUACAGUUGGUGAAAAUGAAGAUGGUAGUGAUGAAGAAGUAGUUCAUAAUGAAGAUAUCCAUUUUGAACCAAUAGUAUCAUUACCAGAGGUAGAAGUAAAAUCUGGAGAAGAAGACGAAGAAAUUUUAUUUAAAGAACGAGCCAAACUCUAUAGAUGGGAUCGAGAUGUCAGUCAGUGGAAAGAACGUGGUGUUGGAGAUAUAAAGAUUCUUUGGCAUAUGAUGAAGAAUUAUUACCGGAUCCUAAUGAGAAGAGAUCAGGUUUUUAAAGUUUGUGCAAACCAUGUUAUUACCAAAACAAUGGAAUUAAAACCCUUAAAUGUUUCGAAUAAUGCUUUAGUUUGGACUGCUUCAGAUUAUGCUGAUGGAGAAGCAAAGGUGGAACAGCUUGCAGUGAGAUUUAAAACAAAAGAAAUGGCAGAUUGUUUUAAGAAAAAAAUUGAAGAAUGCCAACAGAAUUUAUUGAACCAAGGGCAGGUAUCUCUGACAGCAGAGUUAUCAAAGGAGACAAAUCCUGUGGUGUUUUUUGAUGUUUGUGCAGAUGACGAACCUUUAGGACGCAUAACCAUGGAAUUAUUUUCAAACAUUGUUCCUCAAACUGCUGAGAACUUCCGAGCACUUUGCACUGGAGAGAAGGGUUUUGGUUUCAAGAACUCCAUUUUUCACAGAGUAGUGCCAGAUUUUGUUUGCCAGGGGGGAGAUAUCACCAAGCAUAAUGGAACAGGAGGACGGUCCAUUUAUGGAGAAAAAUUUGAAGAUGAAAAUUUUAUUGUGAAGCAUACUGGUCCUGGAUUACUAUCAAUGGCUAAUAAAGGCCGGGAUACAAAUAAUUCUCAAUUUUUUAUAACACUGAAAAAAACAGAACAUUUGGACUUUAAGCAUGUAGUGUUUGGGUUUGUUAAGGAUGGCAUGGAUACUGUGAGAAAAAUAGAAUCAUUUGGUUCUCCUGAAGGAUCUGUUAGUCGACGAAUUAUUAUCACAGAAUGUGGACAAAUAUAAAAAUCAUUGCUUUUUAUAGUAAAUUUUACCUUUCAUGAGCAGUUGAUGCUUAGCUGUUAAGACAGUAUGGUAAUUAUGUUCAGCUUAUGAAAAUGGACGUUUCCAGUGUAUAAAUGUUAAAUUGCAGCUUAUAGCUGUUGUCACUUUUUAAUGUGUUAUAUUUGACCUUGCAUGGUGUGAAAUAAAAGUUUAAACACUGGUGUAUUUCAGGUGUACUUGUGUUUGUGUACUCCUGACAUAUCUGUAUUGAAAUAAUACUAGUCUUGUUAAAAGCAAUAGUCUUAAACUAUUGAAGGAAUAUGAUAUAUGCAAUUUGCUUUUAACUUAGCAUACUGAACUUUCUGCAUGGACAUGCUUAGUGUUUUGAAAAAGGGACCACAAUUUGGAUAAUUAUAAUUUUAAAUUUGAAAUAUAUUUGGUAAUUUUAACUAAUAAUGUGCUUAUUUAUGAAUUCUCAUUAUGAAUGAAUAAGUCACAGAGGAUAGAGACUUAACCAAAGUGCUCUUCUAUAAUCCUUGCACCUCCUGUAUAGUAAAUUAACUUUUAAGCAGAGUAUCUUCUAUUCUUAAAAUAUGUAGCUUCCUGCGCCCUUUCAAAGGUAUUAAAUUUUUACAUUUUAGACAAGUUGAGGAUUAGAUUUUUUUUUAAAUUUCUCUGUCAUGUUUCUACUACCUCAAACUGCAGCGUGGUUCUGAUAGAACUUGAAAUUUCCCUUGCAGUGAUUGUGAUAAAGUAUGAAUAUUUUAAGAUCUAUACCCAUGUUCUUUGGUUAAAGAUUUGCUUUAUACUAGAUUGUUGCAGUACCUUUUUUUCUGGUGAAUUUUGUAGCAAAAAAUAAAGUGAUGAUUGUUAA